Messenger RNA from Rhododendron vialii, 2213 nucleotides. RefSeq names its product CBL-interacting protein kinase 2. Gene Ontology annotation, molecular function: ATP binding; protein kinase activity. The transcript has 2 exons. Bases 580 to 1995 code for a protein of 471 amino acids. The record is from RefSeq and is a predicted model, not a curated record. Gene Ontology annotation, biological process: protein phosphorylation; signal transduction. Lineage: Eukaryota; Viridiplantae; Streptophyta; Magnoliopsida; Ericales; Ericaceae.
CUCCCUAACUCUUGAUUCGUAAUCGUUACUCCUCUUCCACACACGUAAUCACCUACAUAUAUACCCAUGUAUAUAUAAUGACUUCGAAAAUGACCCAUGGGGUUUUUAUUUCUGUAAAUACAAACUUGUUCUCCCUCUCUCUCUCUCUCUCUCUCUCUCUGCAGUUCGUGGAUUGCUCAGACGUUUCUCAGCUCUAACAAUAUUGUAAAUAGCCCAAGAAGGUCUAAAUCUCGCAUUCAGAUAUUUUUUCCCAGCAUUUUCUAGUUGUAUGUAAAAGAGAGAAAUCUUGGAAUGCUGAAAGAUGUGCUUGAGCAUUCGGAACCCUUCCUCUGAAGUCCACAAUAGUUUCACCUUACAAAAGCCGCUUUACUUCAUCUUCGAUGAGACAGGCCAUUUAGCUCAUUCAUUACUUGGUGCACGUGUUCAAACUCACAGUGCGACAAUCAGUUAUAAAUGCUUGAAGAGGGUUGAGUAUAUGCUACCGUUUAUUGCUCCGGCAAGGUAGGCUUCAUAUAUCAUAUUAGGAGGAGAUAAUAACAGAGUAUUGUAUAGUCAUAUAUCGCAUAUUUUUGUCCUGGUAUGGAUAAAAAAGGGAGUGUGUUGAUGGAAAGAUACGAAUUAGGUAGAUUACUAGGCCAAGGAACCUUUGCUAAGGUUUACUUCGCGAGAAGUCUCAGAACUGGCCAGAGUGUAGCCAUUAAAAUGAUAGACAAGGAGAAAAUUUUGCGGGUAGGGCUUGUUGAUCAGAUUAAACGCGAAAUAUCUGUUAUGAGACUGGUUAGGCACCCUUAUAUUGUGCAGCUUUAUGAAGUCAUGGCCACCAAAACCAAGAUAUAUUUCAUCAUGGAGUGUUGUAAAGGAGGUGAGCUUUUUAACAAGGUGGCCAAAGGAAAGCUAAAGGAGGACGUUGCUCGAAAGUACUUCCAACAGUUGAUCGACGCGGUUGAUUUCUGCCACAGUAGGGGUGUCUAUCACAGGGAUUUGAAACCUGAGAAUUUGCUGCUAGAUGAGGAUGAGAAUCUCAAGGUUUCAGACUUUGGAUUAAGUGCAUUCGCAGAGUCAAAGCGCCAAGAUGGGCUUCUUCACACCACUUGUGGGACCCCCGCCUAUGUCGCUCCUGAGGUGAUUAACAGGAGAGGCUACGAUGGGGCGAAAGCUGAUAUUUGGUCGUGUGGUGUGAUCCUAUUCGUUCUUUUGGCUGGUUAUCUCCCAUUUCAGGAUUCAAACUUGAUGGAGAUGUAUAGGAAGAUUGGAAAAUCAGAAUAUAAAUGCCCCAAUUUCUUUGCGCCAGAGGUACGGAAGCUAUUGUCAAGGAUGUUGGAUCCAAAUCCCCAUAGCAGAAUUUCCAUUGCUAAAAUCAAGGAAAAUCCUUGGUUCAAAAGGAAAUUGAGCGCCAAAGAAACAAAAACAGAUGCAGAAAGCACAGAGACAGCUUGUCUGAGUGCAGAAUCAACUUCUGGACCCUCUGAGUCCAGUAGUAGUAUGCAAGAACUACUGAAUCCUGCAAACUUGAAUGCUUUUGACAUUAUCUCAUUUUCUUCCGGAUUCGAUCUUUCCGGCUUGUUUGAGGAUUCUCAUCUAAAGAAAGAAGCAAGAUUUACUUCAAGGAAACCUGCAUCGGUCAUCAUAUCCAAGCUAGAGGAAAUUGCUAAGUGGUUGAAGCUGAGGGUGAGGAAAGCGGAUAAAGGGUUGUUGAAAUUCGAGGGAGUGAAGGAAGGUAGAAAGGGGAUCUUGUCCAUCGAUGCAGAGAUAUUUGAAAUCACUCCAUCUUUUCAUCUGGUGGAGGUGAAGAAAGCUAACGGAGAUACAUUGGAAUAUAAGAAGCUUCUAGAAGAUGGCAUGAGACCUGCUCUAGAAGACAUUGUUUGGGCAUGGCAAGGUGACCAGCAGCAACCACUGGAACUCCAUCCGCCACCAGAACUGCCACCAGAGCAGCAGCCGCAAGCCCAACAACUACUAAUACAUCAGCAUAAGCUGCAGGAUAAGUUACCUUAAUAAUUAUUCCUUGCGAUUUUUCUAUACUAGCUGAAGUUUGUAUCAUAUCUUGCUUUUAGUUUGUAUUAUAUCUUUGUUUUUUUGGUUUGAAUCAUCUCUCUUCCAAAAUAAACUUCUUGUUAAUCCUGAAAGUUUUACGUUGUGUUUGCUUUCCACACAUUAUAAUGUAAUCAGCUGUGCCUUUUCUUUUGCUGUAAUAGAUUAUGACCGGCUUUCAA